UAAAACUUCCACUAAGUCUACUUUCACACUUUUUGUAACCCUUACAUAGCGCAUAUAAAUGUGAUUUACAACGUUUACUGUUUUCUGUGUUUCAAAGUGCUUUUGAUAAAAAUUUGAGUUCAGCAAUCCUUUUUCCAAAGACUAAUAGAGAUUCUUAUUCAAUGAUUGCCCAGUCAGUUGUUUCCUUUUUAUGUGAAAUGGCAAAAGCAUUGGAUAUUAAUGUUUUGUUAACAAGAUGAUCGGGCCCGUAAUUGCAGUCAUCCAUUUUUUACAUUGCGCCUAGAUUCACGCAUAUUCAAAAUGUGCAACAAUGGCGUGUGCACGCGUGUUUUGCUCCGUUGAUGAUCUGUUUUCGUGUAAAAUGUAUACCUAAGUUUGCUUGUUUUAUUCAAUCACUAGAAAUAAAGUAUCACUUUGCAAACGGAAUUGUAAUGUUAAUGAUCUAUACCGAUAAUAAGUAGUAAUGAUAACUAAAACAGUGUAGAACACAUUGUCUGUAAACAGUGCUUCUACUUUUAAUGCCUGUUUAAUUGUAUUCAUAAUUUGUAAAGAUUUUUUUAAAUCAACAUGAAGCGAAACAUAUAUUGAUACAAAUAAUGAUUUCUUUUGGAAUAAAUCAAAGCUAUUGAUAGAACUUUGGUAUGUUUUAAUGGAUAGCUUUUUUGAACGAUUCCGUGGCCUGCGAUAGCGAUCUUCUCUUUAUCGUUAUCAUGCAAUUUAUUCUUCAAGGAUUUCAUUUCAUAAACCUCGUGUAUGCUAUAAUUCAUUAUUUUUAGAUAAAGUUCUCCUACAAUUGAACAAUUGAAAUAAAUUUGAUUAUCGGAAUACUCGAAUUUAAAACAUUCAACUUAACUUCGUACAUGCGGUUACUAGGUGGUUUGUUGAUCUGUUUAAUCUAGAGAGAUUUUUGAGAAAAAGGUUAUAGAAUUGACAGAGAUGGAGGCAUCUUAUCAUACACAAUCAAAUAAGAUAUUGCCUGAUGCUUGGCAACACGACAAGGCUUUGGGUGACUGUAUGAUAAAACUCUAUGAAAACAAUCUGUGGACAGAUGUCAAGUUCAAAUGCAAAGGUCAUGACGGAAAUGAAUGUAUUCAUGCGCAUAAAAUAGUUCUUGCAGCAAGAAGUCCGGUGUUUCAGGCGAUGUUUUAUGGGCCAUGUGCAGACGGAACAAACGAUAUUGUACUGGAUAGCACCGAAGCAGAAACAUUUGAUUUAUUCUUAAGGUAUAUCUAUAUGGACAAAGUAGACUUAACCGAAAGCAUUGCUGCAUCAGUAUUAGAGACAGCUCACUAUUAUCAGGUAUCAAAUCUAGUGGAGUUUUGUGCCGCCUUUCUCGCUACAUGUCUCACAAUUGAGAACGUUUGUGAAAUAUUAUCGCUCGCUCGAUGCUACGAAGUCAGUUCUCUUUGUACAGCAUGCUGCAUUUUCAUUGACCAGAAUGCUGGUGAAGUAAUAAAAUCUGAAGGCUUUCUAAAACUCACGGAAGACAACCUUAUGUAUAUGUUGAAAGGAGACACAUUUUAUGAAGAUGAAGUUGUUAUAUUCAAAAAGGCUGAAGAAUGGGCGCAGAAGAAAUUAGAAGCAGAGAAUUGUGAGAAAAAUGGACAAAAUAUCAGAAAAGUUUUUGGAUCGUCAUUCUUUUACGUAAGACUACCUACUAUGUCAUUGGAUAAUUUGCUGAAAUGUACUCGUAGGAAGGGUUAUUUUUCUGCGGAAGAAUAUGAGGAUAUUGUAGAUUUUAUUAACAAAAGUCCGGACAGAGAUGUUGACAGUAAUUCAUGUAUAUCAAGAGUGCCAACAAAAGAACAUUUAUUUUGUUCUGACGAGGAGCAAGGAACAGAAGAAUCCAGUGACGGAUUGAGGACAUGUUUUAACGUAACUGUGCGCAGGGAUGUUAAACUAAAAACAAUAAGACUUGCCGAAAUAUGUAAAUCCUUGAAAGAAAUAGUUUAUACCAAAUUUGUACAAGACGUAUACUCAAAUCCCUACAGUUCUUCUCGCAUUUCUUUCGAACUAAGGGAACCCUUUGAAAAAGAUCUGUUCAAAAAUUUGCAUGCAGUUUUGUUGGGAACGUUGAAAGUAACAUCUUUUAAAGACAACAGAAAAGGAUCUUCUAGAAUAACCAAUGUACGGGAAAAUUUUGAUAUCAAAAUAGGGGAACAUUGGGUUGAUGCUUUAAGUAGCGGUAAUGCAAUGUCUGAUGGCGGUGUCAAUAAUGCUGGUGCAUGUCUUGAUAGUAAUACUGAGAAAAAAAAGGAGAACGAGAAUGAAUAUCUGAUAUUCGAGCAAGACUUAAAGUUUUUUACUGAGGAUGAAACGCAACGCAUUAUUAAUCUAAAAGAGCCAAUUUUACUAGAAGAAUCAAGAUCGCCGUUUACCUUCAAGGUAAACCUGGACUACAAAGAUGGAAGCUCAUUCAAAACGAAAGCGGUACGUAAGUCGAAAAAAGUGUUUACAAGCGAACAUGGUGUAAUGUCUGUAGAGAACGUGUCCGGAAACCUUGCCGGAAUUCAAAGCCUUAGUUUUGAAAAUAUUUCAAAUCGUUAACAGUGUUAAAAAUGUACACGUAUAAGCGUUGUUGCGGUGGAUACAACUAAGAUGAACCAUAUACUGAAUCAUUGCAUGUUUGUUUUAAUGCGUGUUCGUGCUUCUGCAGAUAUUUAUGCACGAAAAAGGGAGCAUUAACCAUCUAUUGUAUCAUGUUUGUCUCAUUUUAUUUGCAAUUUUGGUGAUUUUACAUAGAUGUUGUGACAUUUUUGAAUGAUAUAAAAUUAUUGACCUCGUUUUUUUUACUCCACGUUCAACAAGGAAAUACACGGAUGCAAUACAAACAAGUAGUCCGUCACUUUGUUUAACAUAUAACGUAUUUGAUGGAGUAGGAACGAAUUUUUUGUAUUAAUUUUCUUCAAUUGAAAAUGAUUGUAUUUUCAAAAAAAUAAAAUAUAUAAUAAAA
Ruditapes philippinarum (Manila clam) is the source of this 2953-nucleotide messenger RNA. RefSeq names its product BTB/POZ domain-containing protein 6-B-like. Gene Ontology annotation, molecular function: protein binding. The record is from RefSeq and is a predicted model, not a curated record. Gene Ontology annotation, cellular component: cytosol. Bases 937 to 2547 code for a protein of 536 amino acids. The transcript has 3 exons. Gene Ontology annotation, biological process: neurogenesis. Lineage: Eukaryota; Metazoa; Mollusca; Bivalvia; Venerida; Veneridae.